Molecule: messenger RNA, 4824 nt
Organism: Hevea brasiliensis (rubber tree)
Lineage: Eukaryota; Viridiplantae; Streptophyta; Magnoliopsida; Malpighiales; Euphorbiaceae
Product: formin-like protein 18
Exons: 18
Coding region: 546-4328 (1260 amino acids)
Source: RefSeq, a predicted model, not a curated record
AAGAUAGAAAGAGAAAAUAACACAGAAUUAACAUCAUCGUAAUCAUGCAUUAAACAAUCUCAACAUUAAAUUCUUAACCAACAUAAGGACACACCAAAACCAAAAUUAAGACACAGACAAACCCCAGAUCAUUUGAUGAGGAUCCCUUUAACAACCUCCACCUGCACCGAAUCUAUGUCCCUCUCUUUCAUUCUCUUCUGAGCAACAACCUGCGAAUAAAUACUCUCUCUCUCUCUCUCUCUCUCUCUCUCUCCGUCUCUGUGGCUAUCAACCUCUGUUGAUUGAAAGCUAAGUCUCUCUGACACAAACCCACAAACACAAAGUGUGCAUGUGAAGACAAUGACAAUACCCACACAACCGGUAUCUUCAAGUCCCAGCAAAAUCCAUGCCUCUUCUGCUUUUCUUUCUUCAAUGCGCAUCAUUUUGGCUUCUCUGUAAUCUCUGUAUAUCAGCUGAUUUUAAGAAGCUGCGUCUUUGGUGCAAUGUUGCUUCAAUUGGUGCAUUUCUAGGUCUUUUCCUGGGGUUUUCUCUUGGAUCUCCUAGAAAUGGCUCUGUUUAGGAAGUUCUUCUAUCGAAAACCGCCUGACGGCCUUUUCGAAAUCUCCGAAAGGGUUUAUGUCUUUGACUGCUGCUUUACUGCAGAUAUUUUGGAAGAUGAUGAAUGUAAAGUCUACAUAGGAAACAUAGUUAGUCAACUUCGUGACUACUUUCCAGACUCUUCAUUCAUGGUCUUCAACUUCCGAGAGGGAGAGAACCAAAGCCAGAUUGGGAGCAUAUUAUCUGAGUAUGAUAUGACUGUAAUGGACUAUCCUCGUCACUAUGAAGGUUGCCCAUUGCUCACUAUGGAGAUGAUCCACCACUUUCUCAAAUCAAGUGAAAGCUGGCUGUCACUUGUGCAACAAAAUGUGCUACUGAUGCAUUGCGAACAAGGUGGCUGGCCAGUUUUGGCUUUCAUGCUUGCUGCACUCUUGAUAUAUAGGAAGCAAUUCACCGGUGAGCAGAAAACCCUAGACAUGAUUUACAAGCAAGCACCUAGAGAGCUUUUGCAGCUGAUGUCACCCCUCAAUCCAUUGCCUUCACAACUGAGGUACCUGCAAUAUGUAUCAAGAAGGAAUGUGGGCUCACAGUGGCCUCCACUGGAUAGGGCACUUACUCUGGACUGUGUUAUUCUUAGAGUUAUUCCCAAUAUGAAUGGAGAGGGUGGUUGCCGUCCAAUAUUUAGAAUUUAUGGUCAGGACCCUUUAAUGGUUGCUGAUCAAACUCCCAAAGUUCUUUUCUCGAGACCAAAAAGGAGCAAACUUGUUCGGCAUUACAAGCAGGAAGUUUGUGAUUUAAUUAAAAUAGACAUCCAUUGUCAUAUUCAAGGUGAUGUUGUGAUGGAAUGUAUUAGUGUGGACAGUGAUUUGGAAAGGGAACACAUGAUGUUCCGUGUUAUGUUCAAUACGGCCUUUAUAAGAUCAAAUAUAUUGAUGCUUAACCGUGAUGAAAUUGACACAUUAUGGAAUGUUAAAGAUCAAUUUCCAAAGGACUUCAGAGCUGAGGUUCUUUUUUCAGAGAUGGAUUCUAUUUCAUCUCGUACUUCAAUUGAUUUGCCGGGUUUGGAGGAGAAAGGUGGCCUUCCUGAGGAAGCUUUUGCUAAAGUUCAAGAGAUUUUCAGCAAUGUGGACUGGCUAGAUACAAAACCUGAUGUGGCAUUAAAUGUGCUUCAGCAUAUCACUACACUCCAAGAAAAUUUGGAGGCUGUUUCUCCACGGAAAGCACAAAAAGGCAGCAUGAACACUGAAAAAUUUCAACAUGAAUCGAAGUUAAAUCAAGUAGAGAAAAAGAGUGGGAGUCCCACAUCCCCUAGUCUACGGGAACUAUCUGUAGAUGCAAAUUCAGUUAUGGAGAAGGUUGAACCCCAAGAACCAAAGGUUGCACUGCAAUGGCCUGCUCAGUCGAAGAUCUUAUCCUCAAGAGUGUCAAAGACUUCACGAUCUUCUCCAUAUCAUAGCACCUCCCCAACCGUUGGCAUUUCAGCUUUGUUGCAUGAUCAUGCUGCAUCUAACAGUGAGGAAGCCAUGCGCCCAUUGACAUUAACAUCCUCAACAAUUUCAUCCCCAACAAUUUCAUCCCCUCUCACAAAUGUACAGAAAUCUGUGCAGCUCAGCCAUGUCUCUCAUGUAAGGCUGCCAUCACCGUCACUGUCGCUGUCGCUGCCGCCGCCGCCGCCACCACCAUCUUCUACAUCAUUGCAAUGUUCCAUUGAGGCUACCACCACUUCAGAAAAAAUUUCUGCUGCUGACUAUCCUCCACCUCAAUCAACUUCAAAAGCAACAAAAUCUUCACCUAAUCAUUGUCCUGAAAAAUUAUCAGAUAGAAGUUGGUCAUUAUCGGGUCCUGCUACCCUACUUCCAUCCCCUUCUCCUCAAGGGUCAUCUCCUUCUGCCUAUGAGAGUUCAUCCUCAACUCCCCCUCCCCCUCCUCCACCCUCUUCUUUUUCAGGGGAAUCACCAUCACCUAGAGAAAGGAAAUCAUUCUCACCUCCUUCUCCUUCUCCCCCUCCGCCUCCCCCUCCCCCUCCUCCUCCCUCUUAUUUUUCCAGAGCAUCCUCAUCACCCAAAGUUAAUAAAUCAUUCUCAACUCCCCCUCCCCCUCCUCCACCUUCAUUUUUUUCAGGAACAUCUCCAUCCUCCACAAUCAAGAAUUCACAUUCGACUCUCUCUCCUCCUCCACCCACUGAGAUUGCUUCAUUAGUUGCUAGCUCAGGACCUCCUCCACCUCCUCCACCCCCAUGUUCUGGGUCUGUAUUGGGCCCUUCCAGCAUUGCUAAAGUGCCACCACCACCCCCUCCUCCAAGUUCUGCUCGAAACUCAUCUAACAGUUCUGCAUGUAUUCCUCCUGUGCCACCACCUCCUGCUCCUUUUGCCCAAGGGUUAUCAAACCCUCCUGCUGCUUCAUCACCAUCUCCUUAUGGAGUUGGCAAUGGAAAUGUGCCUCCAGUUCCUGGACCACCUUCUGGUGCUCCAUUCAGUUUAAAGGGGCGAGGCCUAUCACGUCCAAGUUCAAGAAGUCAGGUUCAACCUAGAAAGGCCAACUUGAAGCCCUAUCACUGGUUAAAAUUAACUAGAGCCAUGCAAGGAAGUCUAUGGGCUGAGACACAAAAAUCUGAUGAAGCUUCCAAGGCUCCAGAAUUUGACAUGUCAGAACUUGAAAGUCUGUUCUCAGCAGCUGCACCAACUACUGGUCAAGGAGGCACAGGGGGAAAAUCAAAUCGCCGCACCUUGGGACCUAAAUCUGAUAAAGUUCAGCUGAUUGAGCUUAGACGGGCAUAUAAUUGUGAGAUUAUGCUCUCAAAGGUUAAAAUUCCUCUGUCUGACCUAAUGAGUUCUGUCCUUGCCAUGGAUGAUUCAGCUCUAGAUGUUGAUCAGGUUGAUAACCUUAUCAAGUUCUGUCCAACAAAAGAAGAGAUGGAAUUGCUUAAGGGUUAUAAUGGAGAUAAAGAAAACUUGGGAAAGUGCGAACAGUUCUUCUUAGAGUUGAUGAAAGUGCCACGGGUAGAGUCAAAACUAAGAGUUUUUUCUUUUAAGCUACAAUUUCAUCCCCAGGUUUCUGACCUCAGAAGAAAUUUGAAUGUUGUAAAUUCGGCUGCUGAAGAGAUCAGGAGUUCAGUCAAGUUGAAAAGGAUCAUGCAAACUAUUCUUUCCCUGGGUAACGCUUUGAACCAUGGAACUGCAAGGGGUUCUGCUAUUGGAUUUCGGCUGGACAGUCUCCUCAAACUCACAGAUACACGAGCUCGGAACAACAAGAUGACUCUCAUGCAUUAUCUCUGUAAGGUACUUGCUGAAAAGCUUCCAGAGCUGCUGGAUUUCCCAAAGGACCUCAUGAAUUUGGAGGCUGUGACCAAAAUACAACUGAAAUAUUUGGCAGAGGAAAUGCAAGCCAUUAGUAAAGGGCUGGAGAAAGUUGUGCAGGAAUUGACUGCUUCAGAGAAUGAUGGUCAAGUGUCAGAAAAUUUUUGCAUGACCCUAAAGGCAUUCCUUAGUUCUGCUGAAAGUGAAGUGAGAUCUUUGGCUUCACUUUAUUCUACCGUGGGUAGAAAUGCUGAUGCAUUGGCCCUUUAUUUUGGGGAAGAUCCUGCUCGUUGCCCAUUUGAGCAAGUUGUAUCUACUCUGCUCAAUUUCGUUAGGAUGUUUGUCCGAGCACAUGAGGAAAACUGCAAGCAGCUCGAAUUUGAAAAGAAAAAGGCAGAGAGGGAAGCAGAAAAUGAAAGAUUGAAGGUGAAUGGUUCCAAAAAGGAGUCUGAAAACUUGAUGCCGACUCCUAUCAAGAGUGGGAAUAUCAAAUAAUCAUGGACUGUAUAUGCCAUAGUCUAUUGAACAAAACAGAAGUGGUUCUCAUGUAGAUAAGCAUCAUUGCACUAAUCGUUGAACACUCAUUUCAUGGACCAAGGAAAAACCUAAAACAUGCAUUGGUAUGGGGAAAAAAAAGGGAUUUUACCAUGCCGCAAGAAUAUGCUGUUGAGGAAAUGCAUGUGCUUAUCACAGCGACAAAUUCCCAUCUUGAGCUAGAUGUUGGUGCAAUGGAGUUUUGUUCAACGGACCACUUCCAAGAUAUGUCAAGACUUAUGUUGUAAAAAUAUGUUGUUAUAUCCUUUGUUUUUCAUAAUUUAUAUGUAGGAGGGCUAUAUUUGGUUAAAAGGUUGUAUUAUUCUUCUGUAUAUUUGAGUUUAGUGAUGUAAAUGUUUAAAUCUAGUCAAGCAAUAUUAGUAUCUAGAGUGUAAUUUCAUUAUGAUUAAUGGAGAAAGAUUCACAGCCCUAUAUAUUUAAUAGCUAAUUGUUGAAA